UCAAAGGAAGAGGACACAGAUGUAAUUACGGCAUUUCAUCUCGGAAAUUUUGGUCAUUUCACUCACUCCACUCCUUCCUACUCAAACACCAUCAUUUCUCUCCACUCCUCAGUCUCUCUGCAACUGGCUUCCCCCCAAUCGCCACUGUCUCUCUCUUUUUUUCUUCAUAGCUAAAAUAAAAAAUUAAUUAAUAGAAUAAAUAGAAAGAAAGGAGGAAAAAUGGGUUCUCGCGUUCAGUCUCAUCAGCUAAGCAAUGGGCUGUUCGUGUCGGGCAGGCCGGAGCAGCUGAAAGAAAGGCAACCGACAAUGUCGUCACGGGCGGUACCGUACACAGGCGGUGACGUUAAGAAAUCAGGAGAGCUGGGGAAAAUGUUCGAUAUCCCAGUGCUUGAUCAUUCCUCAUCCAUUGGUCCUCCUUCAAAUCCCAACUCAAACCCCAACUCCAAGCAGCAGCAACAACUUCUGCAACCUUCACGUGCUUCCUCUUCACAGCCCAACAGCGGAUCCUUGCGGUCUGGGUCCAACUCAGGUCCGAUCAGGAAAUCCUCCGGGCCCAUGCCGCUUCAGCCCACUGGGCUCAUCACUUCAGGUCCCCUCAGCUCCGGUCCCAGGAGGUCAGGGCAGCUCGGCCAGGCGGAGCAAGCGGGUGCUGUGUCGGGGAAAGCAGGGUACGGGCCGGGGGUGACGAGUCUCGGGGAAGGGGUGAAGUUUGGGUUUAGCGUGUCGAAGGCAGUGAUUUGGGUGGUGAUGGUGGUGGUAGCGAUGGGUUUGUUGAUGGGGGCGUUUCUGAUGGUUGCCAUCAAGAAGGUGGUGGUUCUUGGGGCCGUGGGUGCUUUGGUGGCGCCAAUGGGGUUGGGAUUAAUUUGGAAUUGUAUUUGGGGAAGGAAAGGAUUGUUGGGGUUCGUGAGGGGGUACCCAGAUGCUGAGCUCAGAGGUGCUGUUGAUGGCCAAUAUGUGAAAGUUACAGGGGUUGUGACAUGUGGCAGCAUUCCUUUGGAGUCAUCUUACCAGAGGGUGCCCAGAUGUGUAUAUGUUUCCACAGAAUUGUACAAGUAUAAAGGAUGGGGUGGAAAAUCUUCAGACCCUAAACACCGUUGCUUCUCAUGGGGAUGUGGACAUUCUGAGAAAUAUGUUGCUGAUUUCUACAUAUCAGACUUCCAAUCCGGAUUAAGAGCACUAGUCAAAGCUGGCUAUGGAGCUAAGGUUGCUCCAUUUGUCAAACCAGUUACUGUAGUUGAUAUAACAAAGGAAAACAGGGACUUGUCUCCAAGCUUUUUACGCUGGCUGGCAGAGCACAAUCUCUCUAGUGAUGAUCAAAUAAUGCGCCUAAAGGAGGGUUACAUAAAAGAAGGGAGCACUGUAAGUGUGAUGGGGGUUGUCCGACGCCAUGAUAAUGUACUCAUGAUUGUUCCACCAUCAGAACCUAUCUCAACAGGCUGUCAAUGGAGCCGUUGCCUCCUGCCAACAUAUGUUGAAGGUCUUGUUUUGACAUGUGAUGAUAAUCAGAACGCUGAUGUUGUCCCUGUGUAGAUACGUCGCAUUUCAUAUUAGUUUCUGUUUGCAACUGGAUGUCACAAGUAAAUGCUGUUAAAGAUGGAAUUGCUACAUUUCUGUCCUCCUUUUCCUGCUAAUCAAGUGCAUGCAAAUGAGGUAGAAGAGACAUAACACUGAGGAAGACUACAAUCACAUAAUAAUCAAGGAUAAUCUACUCCUAAAUCAACAUGUCUUGGCAUUGAGUUCCAAUGAGGGAAGAAAAUUUUUCUUUUGCAUGAAGGUAGAAUAUGUUGUAUUGUGAAGAUCCACGAGUUUGAGUUAAUGUAUAUAAGUUCAAAAGGAGCCCUAACGGGUUCAAAAAUGGUUGGUUUCUUUAGACAAGGUAAAGUUUAGCCUGUGUAAAAGUAUUUUUGUUCAAGUUUUUACAUAUUUUGCAGUUGAUCAUGCCCAAUGUUGAUAAAUUACAUAGUAUAUAUGCCAAUAUUAUAACAGAUACGAAAGUUAUCCUGCUGUUUAUGGUAUAUUUGCUAAUGUCAUUCGAUGCUAUUCCUCCUACUGAUUAGACAUAAUGUAUAAACUGCUUCUCCCUGGCCUUCCCCCUUUUAAGUUUUAUUACUCUGAGGAUGCAAAUAGUUAUUGAAACUGAGGCAAUUCUAAAUGUUUUACAAGAAGGACAAUGGAUUGCGGGCCUUGGUAUCCCAUAACAUUCAAAUACGACUCUGCAAAUGAAUUCCAAGGUUCUGGGUUCAAAUGGACUGUUUACCGAACUGCCUGAGUAAGAGAAUGCUGUGCGAGUUACAUUGAACUUUAUUUUUACUUCAUU
Messenger RNA from Durio zibethinus, 2317 nucleotides. Its product is annotated as protein SHOU4-like. The record is from RefSeq and is a predicted model, not a curated record. NCBI's taxonomy places the organism in Eukaryota, Viridiplantae, Streptophyta, Magnoliopsida, Malvales, Malvaceae.